AUGGGGUACCGUAGCCCGCCCCCUCUCUGCUGGAGGAACCGUUCUCUGGCCCAGCAGCACCUGCUGUCGGUCGGCAGCUGUAACUGGGGUCAGGGGUCAGGGGCUAUAAGAGGGUCCUACUGGGUGUGGAGACCAUUCACCAUGAGGGGAGCCGGGCUGCUGUGUCUGCUGUGCGUCUGCGCCGCGGCCCCCGCGGCCCCCGCGGCCCCCGCGGCCCUGGGCCGAGCCGGGGGAGCGGGCCCGGGGCUGGGGGCCGGAGCGAGGCUCAGUGCUCGGACCGCCACCGGGAGGGCGCCCCCCCUCCCUGAGGGUCGGUGUGUGGUGUACGGGAUGACCAUGUUUGAGGGGGCCAUGUGGUCUCCGGAGCCGUGCACUGUCUGCCAGUGUCAGGGAGACAUGGUGAAGUGCAAACCCAGCGCAUGUGACCCAGGACCAGCAGCGGGAAAAGUUCAGGUGGUGAAGAAGACCUCGGAGCAUCAGGGAGUGGGUGGAGGAGCAAGGAGGAGCAGCAGUAAGACCUCCACCUCUAGAGGACAGGAGGUGAAGGAGACCUCGGAGCAUCAGGGAGUGGGUGGAGGAGCAAGGAGGAGCAGCAGUAAGACCUCCACCUCUAGAGGAGGACAGGAGCGUCCCGCCGGGGGCCCAGAGCAGCGUCCCGCCGGGGGCCCAGAGCAGCGCCCCGCCGGGGGCCCCCUCAGCCCAGAGCAGCGCCCCGCCGGGGGCCCAGAGCAGCGCCCCGCCGGGGGCCCAGAGCAGCGCCCCGCCGGGGGCCCAGAGCAGCGCCCCGCCGGGGGCCCACAGCAGCGCCCCGCCGGGGGCCCCCUCAGCCCAGAGCAGCGCCCCGCCGGGGGCCCCCCCAGCCCGGCAGCCGUCCCUCCAGCGGUUAAAUCACCGGCGGCGCCCAGGAGCCGCAGGCCCCACAACUCCUCAGACGAAGAGGACCGCGACUCUUCCGACGAAGACGAGGACGCGGAGGACGAAGACGUCGUCGGCCCCCCACCUCCACCGCCGGCAAAAGCGAAGGUCGAUCCCCCAACCCCGUCGCCGUCUGUGCUCCGGACCGCCCCCCCGAGACCACCUGCGCGGGGGGCGGGGGAGCGGCCCGUGGUAGCGUUCCCCCAGAAGCCCCCCUUCAUGGCGUCCCUGCCGUGGGGUUGCCUGCUGGCCGACACGCUGGUGGCGUGCGGCAGCACCGGCCUGAGCCGCAUGCCGCUGAUCUCCGACCGGGGGGUGAGGACCCUCUACCUGGCAGACAACAAGAUCAGCCGGAUCCCGGCCAAGGCUCUGGCCGGUCUGCCCAACCUGGAGUGGCUGGAUCUGAGCAAGAACAAGCUGGACGACGCCUCCUUCGCCCCCCUGCUGUUCCAGAACCUGACCCGGCUGCGGCGGCUGAUCCUGGACGGGAACAACCUGACCCGCGUGCCCGCCUUCCUGCCGCCCUCGCUGCUGGAGCUCAAGAUCAACGACAACCAGCUCAGCGGCCUGACGCCGCGCAGCUUCAAAGGUUUGUCCAAACUCCUGACGCUAGAACUGGAAGACAACCACUUCCACGACGGGAACGUUUCACCGUUGACCUUCCGACCACUAAGGAAGCUGGCCUACCUUCGUCUGGAUGACAACCGGUUCCGGGGCGUUCCCUCGGGUCUCCCCGUCUCCCUUCAGGAGCUCCACCUCUCAGACAACAAGAUAGAGGUGGUGCAAGCCGGGAUCCUGAACAAAACUGUUAACCUGAGGGCUCUGGACCUGAGCCACAACCGCAUCCGAGAGGACCGCAUCGCCCCCCACGCCUUGCUACACCUGCUGAAGUUGGAGUCUCUGGACCUAUCCCACAACCGGCUGGUCCACGUCCCGUCCUUCCUGCCCCCGGGCGUCCGCCAGCUCGUCCUGCACCACAACCUCAUCCAGCGGAUCCCGGCCUUCGUGUUCGGGCACCUGGCCCCGGGCCUGGACUCCCUGCACCUGUCCCACAACCGCCUGCAGGACGGUGGCCUGGCCCCGGCCUCCUUCAGGGGGCUGAGCUCCUCGCUGGCCGAGCUGCUGCUGGACCACAAUCUGCUGCACUCGGUGCCCCGGGGCCUGCUGCAGCUCAGGAACCUGCAGCACCUCCGGCUCAACCACAACCUCAUCAGCGACGUCCCGCUGGGCGCCCUGUGCGACCCGGGGGCGCGCGAGGACUCCCCCCUGCUGAGCGUCCACCUGGAGAACAACCUGAUCCAGCGCCACCUCGUCCCCCCCAGCAGCUUCUCCUGCAUCCGCAGUUACCACAGCGUGCUGCUGCGGCCGCAGAGGGACGAGGAGUAG
Messenger RNA from Gadus chalcogrammus (walleye pollock), 2301 nucleotides. RefSeq lists its product as uncharacterized. Gene Ontology annotation, molecular function: protein binding; heparin binding; collagen V binding. Gene Ontology annotation, biological process: positive regulation of cell-substrate adhesion; extracellular matrix organization. The record is from RefSeq and is a predicted model, not a curated record. NCBI's taxonomy places the organism in Eukaryota, Metazoa, Chordata, Actinopteri, Gadiformes, Gadidae. The coding region runs from base 1 to 2301 and encodes 766 amino acids. The transcript has 11 exons. Gene Ontology annotation, cellular component: extracellular matrix.